AAAAUGAAGAAGUCCAAAGCCGUAGACGUUGACUCAGACAAAGACUCCAAAUAUUGAGAGGGGGAAUUGAACGAGUCUUCGUCGUCGGAGGCACAGGGGAUUUGGUGGGUGAUGGCUUAAUCCCUCCUUGCGGUGGUGCUGCUGUUGCCACACCAAUUGCUCACUCCUAAAUAGAAAUCUCCGGCUUUUUCUUACCGGAGUUUGGCCGGAAUGAGAGGUCGGAACAAUUGAAAGAGCGGAGGAGAGGUAUGCGAUGUGUAGGCAGCGGUCCGAUGAGAGAUCGGAGAGGGAUAGCCGUUAAUGGGACUGGAAUUGCAGAUGACGGGGCAGCGGAGUCUGAUUAGUGGGAAGCGUAAGAAGGGGCCACCGAUAGGGUUAAGGAACCUCGGCAACUCCUGCUACCUCAACAGCGUUCUUCAGUGCCUCACUUACACACCUCCUCUUGCCAAUUUCUGCCUUCGGUAUCAGCACUCGUCUUCGUGCGAUUCGACUUCCAACGCCGAUAGGAAGCGCGACUGUCCGUUCUGUUUGCUUGAGAAACAGAUUGUGCGCUCCCUCAGCGUGGAUCUCACCCAAGACGAGCCUGUUGCGAUCCAGAGUUGGUUCAGGAUUUUUGCAGAGCACUUCCGGUGCGGUCGCCAGGAGGAUGCGCAUGAGUUCUUGCGGUAUGUCAUCGAUGCCUGCCAUAACACCUGCUUGCGUCUCAAGAAAUUGCAGCGCAAGGGCAGCGAGCCCUUCAAUGGGAACACCGUUGUUAAGGAGAUCUUUGGCGGUGCUCUACAGAGCCAAGUUAAAUGUUUGUCAUGUGGUGCUGAGUCGAAUAAACUCGAUGAGAUUAUGGAUAUCAGUCUUGAUAUAGCGCACAGUAGUUCGCUUAAGGAUGCAAUGCACAAGUUCUUCCAGCCUGAGCUUUUAGAUGACAACAAUAAAUACAAAUGCGAGAGUUGUAAGAAAUUGGUGGCAGCUAGGAAGCAAAUGUCUAUACAUCAAGCUCCUAAUAUCCUUGUAAUCCAACUUAAGAGAUUUGGAGGCAUAUUUGGUGUAAAGAUUGAUAAGGAUGUUGCAUUGGAAGAAGUUUUGGUCCUUUCGAGUUUCAUGUGCAAAGCAAGCCAGGUAAGCCAGGAUCCAGAGCCAGAGUAUAACCUUUUUGGUACUAUUGUGCACUCAGGAUAUUCACCAGAAUCUGGUCAUUAUUAUGCAUAUAUUAAGGAUGCAAUUGGGAGAUGGUAUUGCUGUGAUGAUUCAUCUGUCUCAGUUUCCACUCGGCAGAAGGUAUUGUCAGAGAAGGUUUACAUUCUUUUCUUCUCUCGUGCUAACCAAAGGCCAAGGUCUGCCUAUACCACUUUUGCUUCUAGGGGAUUGAAAACUCAUGAUUCUAAUGGAAAUGAGGUGUCAAAAUCCCCGAAUGUUUCUGAUCAGUCAAAAUCAGGAAAUAUAAAUGCUACGGUUGAGCAAUUGCCUCGGAAGGAGACAUUGACCAAAUCAAAUGUUGGGAAAAUGUCUUCAAGUUCGCAGGUCAAGUUUAACAUUUCUGAAAAAUCAGGUUCCAAAAGAGUUUCUCCUGUUAAUGGAAGAGUAGAUUUACACAAGGCUCAGAAUGGGGUUACUAAUGGUGGUUUUAAGAUCUCAAUUCAUUCUGAGAAGAAUGUGAAAGAUACACCAUCAAUGGGUUACAGGGAUUUUUCUGACAAUAGCAGAAAGUUGGAUACACUAGCUAGUGAAAAUGGCCAAGUGGUUGCAUUAGAGAGUGAAAAUGGCCAAGUGGUUGCAUUAGCAAGUGAAAAUGGUGGCACGCAGAAUUCACAUGCAGCAAAAUCAGGCCAUUUUGAAGGUAAUGGUACCAGGAAUAUGGAGGGCAUAGGAAAGAGCUCUGGUUGCCAUGAAUUGAUGAAUGGUGGUGUCAAGUGCUUCUCUGAUUUAAGGUCCAAGAGAAAACCUGAGGACUCCUGCGUUUUGCUUGUGCAGGAUGCUCAAUCUCGUGCAGAAGUUGAAAAUCUAAAAGCUGUUUUGAGGAACAAAGCUUCUUCAGUUUUGAGAUCCUGUGGCUGGAUUGAUGAAGUUUACAGUUUUAUGCGAUCAAGGAGGAGGUUAUGUGCUGGAGAGGGUGGAAACACUGAGAGUGGCAGUGAUUUGAAGAAGAAGUUGAUUGCUGAUGCAAGAUCAUCUUUUAUUUCAAAAGUACCUCAGUCGUUGAAGGAGGAUCUUGUGAAUCGCCUCUCGUCAUUCAGUCAAGAAAAACGAGAACAUCUGGGUCCUUGAUCAGCUAACUGGUUUUUAAGCAGUCCCCUGAUAUUUGUAGCUGAGGGAGCUUAGCGUAUAAUCCGCAUCACUAAUUAGUAUUGUACUGACGGUAGUGUGUUGGGGGUUUGUUAGUCCCACCUCUUUGAGGAAUUGGUGGCAGUGACCUGCCAUUGAUCUUUUGCAAGAGGAAGUAUUGUUUAGACUUGUAGGUGCCCUAUUAAUGAUUUUGAGAUGAAAAGUGGCCGGCUGAGUUCAAAUGUGCGAAAAGAUUUCUUCUUUGAGGGCCUGAAAUUGGUUAUGGCAGAGAAAACAGGAAUCCUAAUUCAUUCUGUAUAUCUUUUUGCAGAGAAUUACCCCUAGUAUAAAUUCUAUUUUUGUGGAUUCAUUAAAAUUUUUCAUUUACAUUUAAUAGUGUCUAUUGAUGUGUGUAAUAUUGUUGAG
Messenger RNA from Rubroshorea leprosula, 2682 nucleotides. NCBI's taxonomy places the organism in Eukaryota, Viridiplantae, Streptophyta, Magnoliopsida, Malvales, Dipterocarpaceae. The record is from the annotation of a GenBank genome assembly.